ACUAUAUAACAAAUAAUUUUAGGAAUGUCCAAGCGAGGACCUGAAUUUGCAGCCUCAACAGUAGCAAAAAGACCAGCAACAGAAUGUUCAUUCUAUGCAAUUGGCCUUGUCUCCAAUCAGGAAGAAUUGGAUGCAAAGGUUCUUUUGGUGCAGAACAAGAACUUAUCAAUGAAGUUGGAGUGGCUGAGAUCUGAAGUGAAGGACCUAAAAUCAAAGAAUGUAAACCUUGAAAAAGCGAAAGAAAUGCAUGAUUCUACAAUAAGCACAGUUGGAAGAUUUUGGGAGAGGUUGGAAAAUGAUGUCCUGAAUUUACUGUCACAAUUUGAUGAUAAUCCUCCAGAAAAAGAUGACGCUUACUCAGAAGGAGUGGCAAUGUUUUUAGAACGUUUAGGUGCUGAUGACACUGGGGAAGGACUUGAAAAGGGGUUAGCUGAGAAACAGCAAUUCACAAACUCCAUCAUCUCCAAACUUCUAGAGCUCAUUGAACAAUCAAGGCAGAUUUGGAGAGCAAAUGGAGAGUUGUUUGGUUCUGCUGACUGUGAUUUGGAGGAGAUAGUUAAGGAAGAAAAUGGUCAGAUGAGACAAGAAAUCGAGAGAUUACAAAACAAGUUUCUCGAGAUAACAGAGAAAGAAAGGACUGCUUCACAUAAAGUUUCAAAUUUUGAGGAUACUCUUCGAAUGAAAGACAACAAGAUCAGAGAUCUUCAUGAUCAAGUUUCAAGGUUGUCAUACGAGAACGAAAAAGCCAGGGAACAAGUAGAACGACACAAACGCCGACUAUCAGAUCUAAUAAAACAGCAACAGCAACUUGCGCACACGAUAACUUGUAACAGCGCUGCGCCUGCUGGGGAAACUAAGGAGGAGGAGGAGGAUGCCGGAAAUUCUUCAGAACUGCAACUACUAGCUGAUGAGAGGCUCAAGGAGUUGCAGGAGUUACAAGCUAGAUUUGAGCAUGUUGUGAAGGAACUUGAGCUGAUGAAACUAGAACAAAGAAUUGGAAAAAGUGCAUCAGACACUUCUCUACAAAACAACUUUAAAUCGUUACAAGCACAGUUUACCUUGCUUUACAACGAAAAUGAGCAAGUAAAGCAGCAGCUAGAGGAGACAAAACACCUUUUAGCUCAGCGCUGUCAACAGCAUCUACUUCAACUUGAACAAAUUGAGGUCGAGGAAGAUGCUGCUCAGAAGAAAAUGAAGCAGGAAGUUGUAGCAAAAGAAGAAGCAUUAGCUAACAUAAAGAAAGAUUAUCAAGUGCUCCACUUUAAGUUCCAGCGAUACCUUGCUGCUAAUGAACAAACUGGUCCAAGUAACAAGGAAAUGAGGAACAUGAUCCAGAGUCUACAAGCGCACAACACCCUGUUAAAGAACGAAGUUACACGGAGCAAGAAACGAACUUCGGAGUUAGCUGUCCAGAUAGCCAAGUGUAGGGAUAAACAGCACUCUGAAGACCUUCAGACUUUCUGUCAGAGUGAAUUGGAAGGAACAGAGGCGAUGGAACUUGUAAAAGAGUUGGCAGUAACAGAGGACAAACAAAAGGAAGAGCAAAACAAAAAGCGUAUCGACGAGCUGACCUCAACCAUCAAGGAUCUCCAAAAACAACUGAAAACAAGUCACGAGAAUCAGAAGGAGUUGAAGUUGCUGCUCGAUGUGUUCAAGGGCUCAGUCAAAGAAUCACGUUCAAAGGUGGAGUUGCUGGCGAGUGAGAAGAGAUUACAGGAGGAGGUAUCAGAACUAACACAGAAUCUGCGUAAGAAGGAGAAAGAUCUGGAAACUGCUCAGAAGAGAGCCGCUGGUCUGUCAGACGAUGAGAUAUCAGCACAGCUUGCUGCUGAGAAGAAACUCAAUGAACAGAUCAAGGAGGAACUUCAGGAGAAGUCAGCGACGAGUGUAGCUCUAGGCGAGGACGUAGAACUGCUGGGCAAUGCUUUCGAGGACCUUCAGGAGCAGAACAUGCGACUCCAGCAGCAGCUCAAAGAGAAAGAUGAUGCUAACUUUAAACUCAUGUCUGAGAGAAUCAAGGCGGAUGAGUUACUGAAACUCUUGAGAGAAGAGAAGGAAUUACUGGGAGAGUACACAACCCAACUCAAGAAUCAGAAGGAUAGUCAGAUGGCACUGGUGCGGAAGGUCGAGGAACGAGAACGCCAGAUUCAGGGAAGUUUAAGCACGCUUGAGAAGGAGAUACAGUUGAAACAGCAAGCGAUAGACCUUCACAAGAAAGAGUCUUCCAAACACUGUCUCAAUUACAACGAACUCAAAGCUUCUUACGACACUUUGAACUCUGAGGCGACAGAGAUAAGGAAGCAGAUAGCUGAGAAGACAGCUGUGUUAGAAUCAGAGCUCUUCAAAGGAAAGAGGAAAGAGGAGGAUCUGUUGGCGUACAAGAGGAAACUAGAUCGACAUAAGAAGGAUAAUCCUCUCUCUACUACCAUUGAUGAGGUGCUGGAGGAGGAAGUGAGGAUGUACAAACAGAAGUUAACAUGUCCAGUGUGCAAUGUCCGCAAGAAGGACGCUGUUCUCACCAAGUGCUAUCACAUCUUCUGUUUCGAGUGCAUGAAACUGCGUUACGACACCCGCCAGCGCAAGUGCCCCAAGUGCAAUGCUGCUUUCGGAGCCAGCGACUUUCAUAGGAUUUACAUGUAGUUAACAGGCCUGGUGCCUGGAAACAGGAUAAUGUUACUCGAGCAAUUGAUGGAGAGACGCUGUGACUUAUUGGACCAAACAAUCGAAGCUCUAAUUAUCAUCUUGCGUUGAUUAUGCUGUGUGUUGUACUGAAUAUUCUUGACUAUAAUGGGGUCUCAAACUCGCCAUUUCUAAACUUAUUACCAGUAUUUGGGUACUCAUUACCUACAUCAAUUGUUUCAUUUCAUCUUUUCAGCGUUUGGUUUGAAAUUUUUUCAUCGUUAACAAGAUUUAAGUUUCCCACUGUUUACCUUUCAUAAACAAAUAUUUGUUUCUUAUUUUUCCUCUCUGACCCAAAUUAUCACGCCAUUUUGUGCGGUUAGAGUUUUGAAAUGUUCAGACCAAUAUUUAUAUUUGAAGAUGUAUCAAAUUUGAGCUUUUAUUGAAGUUAACCAUUUUUGGUUAAUUUCCUGAUUUAAAACUAAUUUAUUGGAGAAUGCUUUUAGUUGAAUCCUAUUUUGACUUGAUAGUACAAUUUCUAUGUGAUACUAUGUAUUAGAAUAUGCUAUGAAUUGCAACUUUUGCGAACCGUC
Molecule: messenger RNA, 3212 nt
Organism: Bolinopsis microptera
Lineage: Eukaryota; Metazoa; Ctenophora; Tentaculata; Lobata; Bolinopsidae
Product: E3 ubiquitin-protein ligase BRE1A-like
Exons: 17
Coding region: 25-2640 (871 amino acids)
Cellular component (GO): HULC complex; nucleus
Molecular function (GO): ubiquitin protein ligase activity; metal ion binding
Source: RefSeq, a predicted model, not a curated record